Messenger RNA from Lotus japonicus, 3134 nucleotides. RefSeq lists its product as uncharacterized. The transcript has 24 exons. Gene Ontology annotation, cellular component: chloroplast. The coding region runs from base 69 to 2942 and encodes 957 amino acids. Gene Ontology annotation, molecular function: D-alanine-D-alanine ligase activity; metal ion binding; ATP binding. The record is from RefSeq and is a predicted model, not a curated record. Gene Ontology annotation, biological process: peptidoglycan biosynthetic process. Lineage: Eukaryota; Viridiplantae; Streptophyta; Magnoliopsida; Fabales; Fabaceae.
UCACUCUAACUGCACUUGUCAGUCAACCUUUGUUCUUCUCAACGACAACACCUUUCUUCCCUUUCAUCAUGGCCACGUCAUCAAUUGCCGGCAUUUCCUCCAUCUCCGUCCUUCUCCGCCGCAGCGACGCCGUGCACGGUGGCGCUACUGCUGCUACUCGCGCUCUGUCAUCAGCCCCCAUCUUCCUCAGACGCUUCGGACUGAAGCACGAGCUGCGCACGUGCCGUGCCACUCCUUCCAUUGCACGUGCUUCCGCACGUGAGGUGGUGGUCGUUGACGGUGGCGUUGAGAAAACGAAGGAAGAAGGGAGGGUGCUGAAGGUUGGUCUCAUCUGCGGUGGUCCUUCUGCUGAACGAGGGAUUUCUCUCAAUUCUGCUAGAUCAGUUCUUGAUCACUUGCAGGGAGAUGAUAUACAUGUGAGCUGCUAUUAUAUUGAUAUCAAUCUCAACGCAUUUGCAAUUUCUUCUGCUCAGGUAUAUUCCAACACCCCUGCUGAUUUUGAUUUUAAACUAGAAAGCCUUGCCCAAAGUUUCUCGACUUUGGAUGACAUGGCAGAGCAUCUAGCUACAUCUGUGGACAUAGUCUUUCCAGUUAUACAUGGUCAAUUUGGUGAAGAUGGCCGGAUUCAGGAAUUGCUAGAAAAGUAUAAUGUUCCAUAUGUUGGCACAGGAUCGAAAGAGUGCUGCCAAGCAUUUGACAAGUAUAAAGCAUCAUUGGAGCUCAGGAAGCAUGGCUUCGUAACAGUGCCCAGUUUCUUGGUUCAGGGGCAUAAAACAGACGAAUCAGAACUAUCAGAGUGGUUUAGGAAACACCAGCUGGACCCUGACUUGGGGAAAGUAGUGGUAAAACCAACAAGAGGAGGGUCAAGCAUUGGUGUUGGAGUUGCAUACGGUGUGAACGAUUCUCUUGUAAAAGCCAAUGAAAUUAUGACUGAGGGGAUUGACAAUAAAGUGUUAAUAGAAAUAUUUCUUGAAGGCGGGAGUGAGUUUACAGCCAUUGUCCUUGAUGUAGGAUCUGGUUCAGAUUGUUGUCCUGUUGUCCUACUACCUACUGAGGUGGAGCUUCAAUUCCUUGGUGCAAAUGAUGUGAAAGAAAAUGAUGCAAUAUUUAAUUAUCGCAGGAAGUACCUUCCAACCCAACAGGUUGCUUACCACACUCCACCCCGAUUUCCUUUAGAUGUAAUUGACAAUAUUCGCAAAGGGGCAUCUCUGAUAUUUCAACGGCUUUGCCUGCAAGAUUUUGCACGAAUUGAUGGAUGGUUUUUGCCUAAUUCAGAUUCUAAGUUAUCAUGUUCAGAAAAUGAGUUUGGAAGGACUGAAGCUGGUACCAUAUUAUUCACUGACAUUAACCUGAUCAGUGGUAUGGAACAAACCAGUUUUCUAUUUCAGCAAGCUUCUAAGGUUGGUUUUUCUCAUAAAAACAUCCUUAGGAGCGUUGUUCGCCAUGCUUGCUUGAGAUUUCCAAAUCUUGCAUCAGAUAGUGGAAUAUCAGGUCAGGUUCCAACUAGGUCAAAAUCUUUCGAGCUCAACAAGUCAUUUCCUUUUCCUGAAGGAGCUAGAAAAGUUUUUGUCAUUUUUGGAGGAGACACAUCAGAACGUCAAGUAUCUCUCAUGAGUGGUACAAAUGUCUGGCUCAAUUUGUUAGCCUUCCAUGAUCUUGAGGUAACUCCAUUUUUGCUUGCCUCAACAAGUGAGUAUGAGUCUAAUGUCGAUAUGGUAAAGAAGGCUGAUGAUGUAAGGGAUAGAACAAUUUGGUCAUUACCAUAUUCUCUUGUGCUACGACAUACUACGGAAGAGGUUCUUGCUGCAUGCAAAGAAGCAAUUGAACCAGAUCGGGCUGCACUAACAUCUAACCUACGAAAGAAAGUCGUGAAUGAACUCAUGGAGGGUUUGAAGGAUCACAAUUGGUUUACAGGAUUUGAUAUUGCUGAUGAACUGCCUAUGAAGUUUUCUUUGAGGCAGUGGAUCAAGUCAGCCAAGGAAGUCCAGGCAACAGUUUUUAUUGCAGUACAUGGAGGCAUUGGAGAAGAUGGUACAAUUCAAUCUUUGUUGGAUACUGAAGGAGUUCCUUACACAGGUCCUGGUGCAAUGGCAUCAAAGAUUUGUAUGGACAAAGUUGCAACAUCUGUUGCUUUAAAGCAUCUUGCAAAUUUUGGAGUUCUUACCAUAAAUAAGGAUGUCAGGAGAAAAGAUGAUCUGUUUGAUAAGCCCAUAACUGAUAUAUGGCAUGACCUCACCCAAAAGCUACAGUGUGAAACAUUAUGUGUCAAGCCAACAAGAGAUGGAUGCUCAACUGGGGUUGCAAGGCUAUGCUGUUCCGACGACCUUGCAAUAUAUGUCAAAGCUCUGGAGGAUUGUCUACUAAGGAUUCCUCCAAAUAGCUUUUCAAAGGCGCAUAGUAUAAUUGAGAUGCCAAACCCUCCUCCGGAGCUCUUGAUCUUUGAACCUUUCGUAGAGACAGAUGAAAUAGUUGUGACAUCCAAAUUUAAGGAGACUGGGCAUGACCUCAUGUGGAAAGGGCACAGUAGAUGGGUGGAAAUAACAGUUGGUGUCAUAGGAAAACGUGGAUCAAUGCACUCGCUAAGUCCUAGUGUAACCGUCAAAGAAACUGGCGAUAUUUUGUCAUUGGAGGAGAAAUUCCAAGGUGGGACUGGCAUCAAUCUGACUCCACCUCCGUUGUCGAUCAUGAGUGAGAAAGCUUUGCAGAGAUGUAAAAAGCAUAUUGAACAGAUUGCAAACACCCUACAAUUAGAAGGAUUUUCACGUAUUGAUGCAUUUGUCAAUGUUGACAACGGAGAGGUUUUGAUUAUAGAGGUAAAUACUGUGCCCGGAAUGACACCUUCCACUGUUCUGAUUCAUCAGGCACUGGUGGAACAACCACCAUUGUAUCCUCAUCAGUUCUUCCGUACGCUUCUUGAUUUGGGAUCUGUAAGGUCUAUGUAAAAGAAUGCUCACACUGCUUUCAUCAAUCUGUUAUUACUGGGAGUUGUUGUGUAGCAGCAGAUGACAUUCAUAUUCUAAUGUGGAAGUUCCUGCCCUUUAUAAUUGUAAUUUUUUUUUCAUUAUUUUCUUGUUCCUUCAAUUUGUGCCAACUUAAAAACUCAUUUAUGAAAAUAGUCUUACAUGUUUUCAACA